AUGUUUGUCAAUGAAACCAAGCCUUUCAACAAUCUAUACUUCAGUGGAAAUAUAACUCUUAAAAAAGAUCGCUACUACGAUGGCAUUCCUUUCAACAGGAGGUACAGGUUGCCAUAUGUUAAAGGAAAGUUUACAAGCGAUCAGUGCAUCGUGUGCUUAGAUGAGUUCGUUGAAGACAUGUUCGUGUGUGAAUUGGUCUGCAAGCAUGCAUUCCACUACCAGUGUUGUCGUGAAUGGUUCAUAAACAAAACAAGUUGUCCAAUUUGCAGGAGAAAAAUGGGAGUCUGCGUAGCUGUGCAGUACAGAUAUAAGAAAAAGAAAAAUGCAGACGGCGAGGAAAUAGUUUCUAUCUUCAUUGAAACGUCGCCUUAUAUUUUAUGA
Helobdella robusta is the source of this 381-nucleotide messenger RNA. RefSeq lists its product as hypothetical. Bases 1 to 381 code for a protein of 126 amino acids. The transcript has a single exon. The record is from RefSeq and is a predicted model, not a curated record. NCBI's taxonomy places the organism in Eukaryota, Metazoa, Annelida, Clitellata, Rhynchobdellida, Glossiphoniidae.